ACAGGGCAGGUACGGGGGGCGGGGCGGAGAGCUGCAGGAACAGCUGUGCCCCCCCCAGCCGCAGCGGGACUGCCGGGCGCCUGGAGUGCGGGUUAACCAUUAACCCUGCACUCCCCGGGUCCCCGCGCUGCUCGCGGUUGCGCGGAGCUCCGGCUUCCCAGGUAACCCGCGAGGAUGCCCCUCUCGCCUUCGCUGCCCCUCCCCUUCUUUUCCGUACGCCACUUGCCUGCGUCCCGCGGGGGGAGCCCCGGGCUUAGCCUCGCGCCCCCGGCAGGCUAGCGUCCGGGACCCGCUGAGGUUCUCGUAACUAGCUUUCAGGGUGGGGCGGCCCUCACCUAGCCGCCGUUCGCGCAGGGUGGGCACCAUGCCCGGCCUGUACUGCCCUUCCAGCUGGACGCCGCUGCCCCUCACCGACUCUUGGGUCCGGGCCUACGCCAACGGACCCUGCCUCAGCCUGCGGGCCCGGCUCACCUACCGCAACCCGCAACCCCAGCCAGUGGACGGCGUCUUCGUGUACCCGCUGGCCGAGGCAGAGGUGGUGUCGGGCUUCGAGGCGGAGGCGGCCGGACGGCGCGUCUCCUUCCAGCUUCAGAGCAGGCGCCGCUCACAGGCCGCCUGCUGCCGCGCUCUGGGCCCGGGACUGGGGACCUCCAGGCCCCGCCGCUGCGCGCAGGGUCAUCUUGUCUUGGAUCUCGCCCAGGCUCGGUCCACGCUGGUACUGCCCACAGGCCUUGUUGCUGCGGCUGGCACCAUGACAGUGACCCUGUGCAGUAGCCGGGAGCUGCCCUCCAGGCCUGAUGGGGUGAUGCAUGUGGCCCUACCCACUGUGUUCACCCCACUGGCCCAGCCAGGCCCAACAGGGGCCCCCAGGCCUCCAGGGCUCUGUGACGACAGGUUGGGCCUAUGCCCUACUAGCUGCUUUGGGGUGUCCAGCCCAGAGGAGGAAGGGCUGGCCUGGGAGCAACCAACUGCCUCCCCAGACGUGUUCUCAGGCCCUGCCCACUGCCCUGCCCCAUAUACCUUCUCCUUUGAGAUGCUGGUGACUGGGCCAUGUCUGCUGGCAGGCCUGGAGAGCCCCUCUCAUGCCCUGCGUGCAGAUGCCCUCCCUCAUGCCAGCUCUGCAGCCACUAUCUGUGUCACCCUGGCAGAGGGCCACCCAUGUGAUCGGGCCUUGGAGAUCCUCUUGCAUCCCAGUGAGCCCCAUCAGCCACACUUGAUGCUAGAGGCCGGCAGCUUAAGCUCAGCAGAGUAUGAGGCCCAGAUGAGGGCCCGCCGUGAUUUCCAGAGGCUGCAGCAAAGAGACAGUGAUGGGGAACGGCAGGUGUGGUUCCUGCAGCGACGUUUCCAUAAGGACAUCUUGCUGAACCCUGUGCUGGUGCUGAGUUUCUGCCCAGACCUGAGAUCCCAGCCUAGACACCUGGGUGCAGCAACUCGGGAGCUCCUCUUCCUGUUGGAUGGCAGCAGUGCAGUACACAAGGAUGCCAUCAUUUUGGCUGUGAAGUCUCUCCCUGCUCAGACACUGGUCAACCUAGCCUUGUUUGGGACCUUGGUACAGCCACUCUUCCCAGAGAGCCGGCCUUGUAGUGAUGACACUGUGCAGCUGAUCUGUGAGAACAUUGAGAAUCUCCAGGCUGUGAGCAGUUCCCUUGAUAUUCUGGCUGUAUUGGAUUGGGCCUUGGGGCAGCCCCAGCACAAGGCCCACCCUCGGCAGCUGUUUCUGAUCACUGCUGCCUCACCCAUGGCUGCUACUACCCACCAAGCCCUGGAAUUCAUGAGGUGGCAUAGAGGGGCAGCCAGGUGCUUCUCCUUUGGGUUGGGACCUGCCUGUCACCAGCUGCUACACGGUUUGUCUGUCCUCAGCAGGGGGCAGGCCUACUUCCUGAGGCCUGGGGAGAGACUGCAGCCCAAGCUGGUACAGGCUCUGCGGAAGGCACUGGAACCUGCUUUGAGUGACAUCUCCGUAGACUGGUUUGUGCCUGAUGCUGUGGAGGCAUUGCUGACCCCCCGGGAGAUCCCAGCACUCUACCCUGGGGACCAGCUGCUCGGCUACUGCUCACUCUUCAGGGUGGAUGGCUUCCAACCCCGUUCUCUCAGGGGCCAAGAGCCUAGCUGGCAGAGCUUGGGUGGCUCAGUGUUCCCAUCUCCAGAGGAAGCACCAUCUGUCACCAGCCCUGGCACUGAGCCCACACACACCACAGAGCCACUGGGAACAGGCACUGUGUCAGCAGAGCUGUCCAGUCCAUGGGCUGCUGGCGACUCAGAGCAGAGUACUGAUGCUCUGACAGAUCCAGUCACAGACCCUGGACUCAAUCCCUCCUCAGACACAGCUAUAUGGCGCCGCAUCUUCCAGUCUUCAUACAUCCGGGAGCAGUAUGUGCUUACUCACUGCUCUGCCAGCCCUGAACCAGGCCCAGGAUCCACCUGCAGUAGCGAGUCCCCAGGCUCCCAGGGCCCUGGCUCCUCUGAUGGUAGCCUUCCCUUGGAUCCACCUUCACAGCAGGGCUGCCGCAGCCUGGCCUGGGUAGAACCUGCCGGCUCCCGAUCCUGCCCCCUUCCUGUACCCCCACCAUCUCCAUUCAAGGUGGGAGCCCUAAGUGCGGAGGUGCUGGGCCGACAGCACAGAGCAGCUCUAGCUGGCCGAAGUCUCUCAUCUCCACUAGGCAGGGCAAACCCAGUCCCUGGUCGACCCCGGCACCCAUCUCUAGAUGUAGUACCAGACGGAUCAGGCCCUGAGCCAGGACAACAGUUGGGUCAGGGCCUGGAUGAUUCUGGAAGCCUGCUCUCCCCAGCCCCCUUAGACUGGGAUAUGUUGAUGGAACCAUCUUUCUUGUUCAAGGCUGUGCCGCCCAAUGGGGAAACAGUCCCUCCAGCAGAGCCUCUGCCUCCCCAGGCUCCACGCUGCCAUGUGGUGAUCCGGGCUCUGUGUGGGGAUCAGCCAAUGUGCUGGGAGGUGGGUGUUGAACUGGAGGAGCUUUGGGGGCCUAGGGAUGGCUUACAGCCUCCAUCACCCCCUCUAAGAGAAGCUGCAUGGGAUCAAGCAUUCCACCGGCUGACAGCAGCCUCUGUGGUCCGGGACAAUGAACGGCUGGCUCUCCGAGGAGGGGCUGAGACCACAACUGACCAGGGCCAUAUCCGAAGGUCCUGGCUCCGAGCCCUUCAGACAAGUAAGGUCAGCUCUGCCCCCUCCUGCUUUACCUGCCCUGUUGCUGUGGAUGCUGCCACUAGGGAGGUCUUGCCUGGAGCCCUGCAGGUGUGGAUUUCAGAGCCAGCUGAACUCUCAGGAACUUAUGCUUCUCAAGGUCAUCUAGUUGCAGCUUCUCUGCCCAAAGCAGUUCACUCUAAAGGCUCUUCUGCAGGUGCCUGGGACCUGGACCUAAAUGACAACUCUAAGUCAGCUUUCUGGGAAUCUACAUCUACUGGAGGUCCUGAUCACCUGCCCCUUCAGCCUCCAGCCUCCCCCAGGCUCAGCCUGGGCGGUGUCCAUCAUCACAGACUCUAUAGCCCCAAUAAGGGCCAGGCCAGUGAGGGCAAUAGCAAAGGCAGCAACCAUGACUACCUACCCUUGGUGAGACUGCAAGAGGCACCAGGUUCCUUCCGCCUGGAUGAGCCCUUCUGCGCUGCAGUGUGCAUUCCUCAAGAACGCUUGUGCCGAGCCUCACCCUUUGCUGCACACCGGGCCAGCCUCAGUCCCACCUCAGCUUCAUCUCCCUGGGCACUUCUAGGCCCUAGUACUGGCCAGGGUGACAGUGCCACAGCCUCUUGCAGCCCCUCCCCCAGCUCAGGCUCUGAGGGUCCAGGUCAGGUAGACAGUGGGCGGGGCUCAGAUACUGAGGCCUCAGAUGGAGUGGAAGGGCAAGGUGGCUCAGGCUCAGAUCUGCGGGGCCGCACAUGGGCCACAGCAGUGGCUUUGGCCUGGCUGGAGCACCGCUGCGCAGCUGCCUUUGGCGAAUGGGAACUGACAGCAUCAAAGGCUGAUUGCUGGCUAAGGGCCCAACGCCUGCCUGAUGGCCUUGAUCUGGUUGCCCUCAAAGCUGCUGCCCAGGGGCUGUUCCUGUUACUGCGCCACUGGGACCAGAAUCUGCAGCUACAUUUGCUGUGCUAUAACCCAUCCAGUGUGUGAGGGCUGCCUGAAGUUCUGGCUGGCGACUCCCCAACACUUACAUCACUGCCACCCAGGGCCAGUCUCUCAGUACUGGGAAAGAAUAAGCUGGUGGUUGAGCCAGGUGUGGUGGCACACUCCUUUAAUCCCAGCACUCAGGAGGCAGAGGCAAAGGCAGAGGCAGGUGAAUCUCUGUGAGACUGAGGCCAACCUGGUCUUCUGGUGAGUUCCAGACUAGCUGUGGCUGCUAUAGAAAGACCUUGUCUCAAAAAGACCCCCCCCCCUUGCAAAAAGGUGUAUAUUGUCCUCCACUGCUUCUCAUCCCCUCCCCAGAAUCCCCUUACCACCAGAGAAAGUGCCUGCCUGUGGUCUCUUCCCUCUCCUCCCACCCCAUACCUUUUUCCCUAUGUGCUGAGCUCUCUGCAGGAGUGGAAGGUGAGAGAGCCACAGUCCCAAAUCCUAUGCAAUAAAGUGCCUCUUAGGACUG
Nannospalax galili (Upper Galilee mountains blind mole rat) is the source of this 4586-nucleotide messenger RNA. RefSeq names its product von Willebrand factor A domain containing 5B2 (gene Vwa5b2). NCBI's taxonomy places the organism in Eukaryota, Metazoa, Chordata, Mammalia, Rodentia, Spalacidae. The record is from RefSeq and is a predicted model, not a curated record. The transcript has 19 exons. The coding region runs from base 365 to 4120 and encodes 1251 amino acids.